CCUCGAUUAAAAACGAAAAUAAACUGCUGUUAGGAAUAAAUAACAGUUUUCUCCAAAAUGGAGGAUUCCGAUAUCUUUUUCAACUCAAAUACCCUGCCGAAAUAUAAGAUUGAACUACACAUUCACUUAGAUGGAGCAAUCAGAACUUCUACACUCUGGGAAUUAGCUAAGGAGAAGAAAAUAGACUUGCAUGUAGAUUCUGAAGAGGAGUUUUGUUCGUCUUUAAUGGUUGACGAGCCAACUAGCCUAAAGGAUUUUCUUAAGCCAUUCGAAAGAAUCCUCCCUAUUAUUGUUGGGGAUUUGAAAGCUAUCGAACGUAUCGCUUACGAAUUCUGUGAAGACGCCGCUAAGGAAAAUAUUCUGUAUGCGGAACCACGUUACAGUCCCCAUCUCCUGAGUUCCUGCUCGGUCACAGCAAAAGAUGUCGUGAAAGCAGUGAAUAAAGGACUGGCGCGUGGAUCUAAGGUUUUCGGUGUUCAUGUUCGAACCAUUUUGUGCUGCGUGCGUGGGAAAUCAGAUUGGUCCGAAGAAGUCCUAAAGCUGUGCACUGAAUUUAGAAAAGAAGGUGUCGUUGGAAUAGAUAUCACUGGUGAUCAAGAAGCUAAUACGGAAACCACUGAAUUAGACAUCGCUAUCUUUCAGAAAGCAGCUUCACUUGGCAUUCAUCGUACUGCGCAUGCAGGUGAAGAUGGUAACGCCUCUCAAGUCGAAAUGGCAGUUAAGCAGAUGCUUGCUGAAAGGAUCGGUCACGGUUACAGGGUAUUCGAAGACAUGAAAAUAUAUGAGGAAUGCCUCCAGAAGAACAUACACUUUGAGACAUGUCCAAUGUCAAGCAUCAUGACCGGAUCUGUGCCAAUUGAAGAUGGUAAACAUCCAAUUAUCAGAUUUGCUGAAGACGGUGCAAAUUUCUCCAUCAGUAGAGAUGAUCCCGUAUUAAUUCAGAAAUCUUUAGAAGACGAUUACGGUUUGCUCAAAAGUUUUGGACUUAGAGACAUUCAUUUUACAAGAGCAAAUUUCAAUGCCCUGCAAAGUGCUUUCCUGCCAGAUGAAGAGAAAAAAAGUUUGAUGAAAGAACUGAGCUCAGCAUAUGGAUUACGACCAAUUUAAUUAUUAAUUACAAUUAUAAUGAAAUAGUGUUAAAGAAAUAAAAAUUUAUUUUUUAAUGAA
Molecule: messenger RNA, 1167 nt
Organism: Uloborus diversus
Lineage: Eukaryota; Metazoa; Arthropoda; Arachnida; Araneae; Uloboridae
Product: adenosine deaminase-like
Exons: 8
Coding region: 58-1107 (349 amino acids)
Biological process (GO): hypoxanthine salvage; negative regulation of adenosine receptor signaling pathway; inosine biosynthetic process
Cellular component (GO): cytosol; external side of plasma membrane
Molecular function (GO): adenosine deaminase activity
Source: RefSeq, a predicted model, not a curated record